AUGGCUUCUAAGAGACGAAGUAGAGCAGUGGAAAUAAUGCCUAUUCGAACAAACUAUUCUACAAGACGAGCCAAAUCUAGUCAACAAACGAAAAAAGUUGAAGAUAAAAAAUUAAUUUCAGAACAACCGUCAAUACCUAAAAAUGCUAUCAGAAAAAUCGAAAAACCUAAAUCAUCAACAGACAAGAAACCUAAUAAAGAUCGGAUUGAGAAAGCUGAAACAGGCAGAAACACAAAACCAAAGAAAAUUCACGAAUGCGCAAUAUGUCGCAAGCGUCCAUAUGAAUGCCCUGAGAAAGGAUGUAACAAGAGGUUCCGUCAAGCAGGAUGCCUUAAGAAUCACAGAGCUUCACAGCAUGGAACUGACGUGACAUUCAAUUGUGAUUUAUGCGGAAAACAAUUUCCAGUGAAGGAGCGUUUACGAUUGCAUUUGCGAGUGCACAGUGGGGAGAAACCAUAUAAGUGUCAUGUUUGCGAGAAGAACUUUGCCCGUGGCGGUCAAUUAUCACAACACAUGGUCACUCAUACUGGAAUCAAGAAAUACAAAUGCGACUUUUGUGGAUCGAAAUUUUCAUGUUUGGCUAAUUUGAAAAUUCAUCUUAAGAGUCAUUUGGAAGAACGAGAUUUUGUGUGCCAUAUUUGUUCGAAAGCAUUUUAUCGACGAGAUGCUUUAAAGAAACAUAUUUCAUGCUAUCACGAAAACAUAAAAGCUUUUCAUUGCCAUAUUUGCAACAAAAUGUUCAAAGGUCACUUGCCACAACAUAUGCGAACCCACCAAUCUAUAAAAACUCAUGGAUGCUUGAGUUGCGGUGCAUUGUUUUCACAAAGAUCUCAGUUAAUUGUUCAUCAGCGGAUUCACAGUUUGUCUUCAAGCUUUCGCACAUUCAUCAGUCUUGAAACUUCAUAUAAGGAAUGUGCUGUAGCUGAUGUCGCAUUUUCACAACUUCCACAUUUAAAAAAGCACAUGUUGAGCAUUCAUGGCAAGGAUAAGCCAUACAUGUGUGAAGCUUGUAAGGAAUUUUUCAAGACGAAACAAGAACUUCAACAGCACGCACACGGAUGCACAGCGAAUCUUGACAUGUCAAAGGAUCGAAUCAUGAAUGAUUAUAUUAAAAAUCAUCACGUUGAUCCACCAAUGUCAAUCGAGAAAAUGCGUUUAAUGGUCACAAUACUCUUAAAAAAGAUUUCCAGUGAGUCAAAGUUGAAAGAACUUGGCUUUGAGAAGCGUCUAAUUGACAAUAUUCUCAUCGAUUCACUGAAAUGUGCUGGAAGAAAGUUCCAUAAAGAUGAAAACUUUUCUGAAGCUGAACGAUUGAAACUUAACAUUGAAGAAUUUCUGGAAUGGACAAUUCCAGUGGAAACAAUGAAAGUGUUCAAAGAAGAUCGAAAAAGUACAGAAGAGAUUCUGGAAAAUCUUGUUGGUGGAUUUUAAAUAACUACGUGGGUGUUUAAUUGUAAUUUUGAGCAUCACAAGUCAAUGUACGACAGUUAAAGUUUAAUUUAGAGAAAAGCAUUCGACAUCUCUCUUUUGUGUUACAAAAAUAUGUUUAGAUGAAAGAAAUUCUGGCAAUUUUAAUCGCUGAACAUCACUCGUAAUUGUAGAUAAUCAGCAAACUUAUUAAUGUUUCUAAAAUAUCCAAAGGAAUAACAUAAAUGUGGUCAUAAAUUAGCAUCCAAUGUAGGAUUCAAAUUGAUUCAAAACUAAACCAAAGAUUGAAAUGAUUUUUUUAAAUUAAGCAAAUUUUAAUUACCAAAGCGAUCGAUGUUUUCACUUUUUAAUUUCAUAAAUAAAUAAUUAGAUUAAAUGUGUGUUGAAAAUAUUAAAUAAAGGAUGAAAAUGAAAUGAAAAUCAUUUUUGUUAUUU
Molecule: messenger RNA, 1863 nt
Organism: Clunio marinus
Lineage: Eukaryota; Metazoa; Arthropoda; Insecta; Diptera; Chironomidae
Source: the annotation of a GenBank genome assembly